UAAAAAGGGGCUCUAGCUCAACAGACAUUUAAUAAUUUGCGCACACAGCUGUAUAUUGUAUCUCGUUCAAUUUUAAGCAGUAUAAAAAGGAUUGGAGUUAAAAAUGGCAAGGAUUACUCUAGUUUUAAUCUCAGUGGUCUUAAUGUUGGUGUUGGUGGAAAGAACAGUCAGUUUUACUGCUGUGGACGCUUCUUGGGGGAAACGUAGUGAAAAGGUUCGUAUAGGAAUACUUGCUUAUACGGCUUAUAUGCAUGCAUGUGUAGCAGUAUUCUACCUUUCUUAUACCCAUGCUGGCCAUGCAUGAUGGUAUAGCAAGUCUCGGUUACAAAAAAACUGUUAUCGGCUAGCUAUAGAGUAUAGGUAGAAUAUACGCGAUCCCUGACAAGGCUGUAUUAUGACAAACUUUUUCUAAACCUUCGCAUGAAAAACAUCAGUGUAAAGAGAAGACCGAAGCCGAAGGGUUUCGAGAAUUUGAUUUCCGUUCAAAGACAAAGUGAACUGAUGUCGUGUGAUCGAUUCUUUGACUUUGCGCUUUGCAUCUUGAAAAGUAGAAAACUAGAAAUGCAUUGACGUGUGAAUUACUUUCUUGGAAAGUUUGUACAAAAUGUUUGUUUCGCACUGGAUGGAAAACGAUACGCACUGCAACACAUCAUGCAAGUACAUUAUUGUAGACCUAGCUUUAGAAACCGUGUGAUGUUCCCUCGACUCGCGAAUGUUUCUCCGUUAGCGGCCACCCUUGCCAUUGAUGAAACUUGAUAUUGUUACAGAAACAAACUUGGACAAAUUCAGAAUUAGAAACCAAACUAAAGACAAGUAUGACAUUACGGAAAACAUAGCUAUAGAGAACGUGUUAAUUUCCGCAACAAUGCCUCAGUAUAGCUUCACCAGGGCUUUAUAGUCCGGAUGGUACGCCACUGAAUUAUAGAAUUGAUGUGAUUCACCUUUAUACCCUUAUCUAAUAAUAAAGUUGCACAUAGACUUAACUAUAUUGUACCGAUUACAAUUUUAUUUAGGUCACUGGCAAAGAUAUGUGUGAACUGGCAAGACAAAUCUGCAAUCGGCUUAGAAGUGAGAAACAUGACGUCAAACAGUCCAUUGAACGACAAACAAGAUAUAGCAAUCUGCCAGAAGAGGAUUUUAGUUAAUAUGCCCAUUGUCCAAUAAAGACAAAUGUCAAUACUCGUGCUAUACGAUAAUAAAAUAGAUUUAAAGUUAAAAAUAUAUUUAGUGCAUGAGAAAAUAAAUAAAACGAAGUAGAAAACAAGUGACACUGAAUUAGUGCAGCAACACCUUGCAAGAUUUUUUAAUACUAUUUAGUAUAAAUUCGUUCGUCAGUUCAUUUAUUGCAUCGUUUAUUUAUUCCUUGCAGGGCUGGGGGACAGAUCAAUCGGUC
Messenger RNA from Paramuricea clavata, 1393 nucleotides. The record is from the annotation of a GenBank genome assembly. NCBI's taxonomy places the organism in Eukaryota, Metazoa, Cnidaria, Anthozoa, Malacalcyonacea, Plexauridae.